Molecule: messenger RNA, 3304 nt
Organism: Hydractinia symbiolongicarpus
Lineage: Eukaryota; Metazoa; Cnidaria; Hydrozoa; Anthoathecata; Hydractiniidae
Exons: 6
Coding region: 1403-2593 (396 amino acids)
Source: RefSeq, a predicted model, not a curated record
AACAGUUUUAAAUGUUGUAAAUGCUUAUGUAAAUAUAUUUUUUGUGGGCAACCAAAAUGCAUAGCUAGCUAACGUUUUGUAGCUAGUAACACCCCAAAUAGCAAUCUGAACUUUUUAGGUUUGUUCAAUGAAAUAACAUUAGUAGAAUUAAAGAGCUAUAGCUAUGGUCAUUCAAUAGCAUUAUGUUUCUUGGUAGUCUUUUUGUGUAGUUAAGUAUAUUGCUGUAGUGUGUUUUUAUAUAGUCCUUAUUCUCAUGUUGGUAUUUUGAUAUGACCUCUGAGCGUUUGUUUAAAAGCUCAUUUUAUUUUCACUAAAUUUAUUCUUACUUAUGUUUUUCUUGUUUCUUUAAAGACAAUAGCCAUGCUUGAAGUUGUUUUUCGAGAGACUCACACCUAUUUGUUUUUAAAACAUUUUGUUUAUUUUUCUCUUGUUUUUUAAAAAUAAUGACCAUGCUUGAAGUUGUUUUUCUGGAGACCCCACACACUUGUUUUAAACAACCAGUGUUGUUUAUAGAUAUAUUAUUCCUAAUCAAAAUGAUAUCAAAUCAUAACAAAAGCUGUUAUAAAUUAUUGUUAAAAAAGUGUGUUGUCUGUUGUACCCAUGCUAUCACCGGUUUUUAUUAUGAUAAUUUAGUUAAGUACACAAUUAAGCUUUCUUUUAUAUCACACUGCAGUUGUGCUUUGCUCAAGUAUUUCAUAUAUAUUUUACAUUGUCAGAAUAAAAAAAAUCAUUUUUCAAGUUGGAAUUGUCAAAGCAGGUCACAAGAAAAGUAGGAAGCAUAUUUUAUCAUGAGUUUUGGUAAUAGUAAGCGAAAUCUUCAAGAAUCAUUUGUAUUGGUUGGUACCAUAACAGUUAUUACAAGGAAUGGGACUGAUGGCAUGGCCUAUCCUAUUAUCUUGGGAAAAAAAUGGUAACAAUUGGAAAGUUGAAACAUCGUCUACGUCAAAUAGUUUAGAAAGUAUGUUGAUGAGAGAAAAUAUCAGGUUGAAGAAGAAAAUUUCAGAGCUCGAGAACCAACUUUCAACAGACUCUACAAGCUUACCUAUAGAAAAAAACCGCAAAAAAUGUCCAUUACAGUCAUGUGAUAGUUGUGUUACAAAUUUAUCUCGGCACAUGAUAGAAGUACACUAUUGGCCCCAGAGUAAGGCAAAAUAUUGCGUUGGCAUAUACGGAUUGAGGAAACCAGGUGUUAGGUUUUAGGUUGUCGAAACAAAAGAAUGAGUUUGCACCUCCAAGACGUCCACAAACUAUCAAAAGGACCUUACUAUUAUAGUAUGUUGAAAUUAGCCAGGGUGUGUGACGUUGCAUCAAACAACGAAGUACACAUAUGACAUCCAUCCCUGCCAAGCAUGUCGCCACUGAUGAUCGCCACUGAUCCGAAGUAACAGAUUCGGAUAGUGACAUGGAAGAUGACGAAGUGGUUGACUCUGCUGAAAUUUUAGAGAGGUUUGUGACAUAUAAAAUUUCAGUUGAUGGAGGGAAGAGUUGCCAAAAGAGUGCUAUUCAGUCAAAGCAGCAAUUGAGAGAUAUUUGGGCAGCUUUGGAUUCCUCAUAUCCCAGUGAUUUAGUCAGAAAAUAUAAAAUUCGCGACACCUUUUUGACAACGUAUGCCGAAAAGACAAAGGAAUACAAAGCUUUAACCAUUAAACGGUAUAUUUUGUCACUGCCACACUUCUAUGACUUUCUCCUUACUGAGGAGAUCCAUCUACCUGGAAUAGCACCAGAUAUGAUUUUAAGGAUGAAAGUUAGUGUAUCUCGAUGGAGCAAAUCUAAUAAUGGAACGGUAGAGAUACAGCAGCUUGAGAGACAGAUGGAGGAGCAACAAGUGCUUAUCACGCCUGAGCAGAUCCAACGGUAUGAGGAGUCUGCCAGUGCAAAGGAGGCUAUCUCGAUAAUUAAAAAUUUUCGUAGCCCUUACCGAGAAAACACCUUGUCUCGUCAAGAAUAUGCGUGUAUACGGGAUUUUCUCAUAACGGAAAUAACUAUAAUUAAUUGUCAGAGGUCUGGCGUACCUAGCAACAUGAACAUCGAUGAGGUGAAGGCUGCUGUAUUUCGUGAUGGUAAAUAUAUUAUUAAAGUAAAACGUCACAAGACAUUUAGGAAACACGGUCCUGUUAAUCUGUGUACGAGAGAAACCUUGUACCAACAGCUCUUAAUUUUUUUCGAUUCAAUUCGCAGUCAGAUACACAGUGACUUUGAAAAUGUUUUUGUUUCAUAUAAUGGCAAGAUUUUAGAAUCUGGAGCAAUAUCGAAACAAAUUAAUAGCACUUGGAAAAGGUCCGGUGUUUAUGGUGAAAACGAUCCGCCAGUGAGGAAAAACAUCACUUCAAAUAUAUUUCAAAAGUCUGGAUCCACCAUCAUUGAAGAUAAAAAUCCAAGUGAAGCUUCAUAUGUUGCUAGCCUGUUGACGCACUCUGAGAGCACCUUCAAAAAAUACUACCGUUUGAUAGAAAAGGAAAAGUAUGCCCUUAAGGGUACAGCUGCCUUGGAGGAAACUUUCAACAAACGUGGCAAAACAAAUAUUUACGAAAAAAGAAAACGUGGACUGAUGCCGAAGUCGGGGAGUUGGAGACUCUAUUUAAGCAGUUUUUGACUGCGAAAUCUGUCAGAAUUGGCGAUGUACGUAAUCUACGUGAAAAGUUUAUCCAUCUUAUUCAUUUGUCUGAUAGGCAGAUUUUAUAUAAAUUGAGAAGCUACUGGCGCUAUGGAGUCACGGAAGAGGAGAAAGGUAGGUUAAAACUAUCGCAUUUUUCUUCUUAUAUGUUGUAUUGGUGACUUUUAUUUGUUUUACGUUAGUAUAAAUAUAAAGAUUUUCAUGAAAAUUGUGCCUGUUUUUUUAUUAAAUUUAAAAGAAUUCAUUUCCUAUCUUUUAAUAGAUGGUAAUGAUGCUGUUGACAACUCAUGCUCCUCUAUUGCAACUGAAUACAAACAAUCUGUGUCAAAAGGAGUAGAUAAGCAUCAUGGUGAAAACGAAGAUGUUGACGAAGAAAGUGAAGAUGAUGAUUAUGAAAAUACAGUUUCUGGGAAGGAAAAAACUUUCUCGAAUGUUGAAGCUAACAUCAUUGUCGAAAAGUGUGCCGAGAUCAUUCGUUCUGGACCAAUAUCCAUCAAUAGAGUAGAACGUGCACUCGAAUCAAGCUCUGUUGGAAAACGUGUACUACAAAACUUUGACAUGUCGCAAAUACAAACAAGGCUUACAUAUGAGCGCUUGUAGUACAGAAAAAGUUCCAGAAGAAAGUGUCUCUAAACUGUUUUAUUUCUACCUUUACUGUACGAAACAUUUAACUAUAAUUUGGUGUAGUUU